CCUGACCUUGUGCAGGUGACUUCAAGCACAGCCGCAGUGCUAUCCUCAUGUUCCAUCCAGGCAGGUUUGGGGCCUUGAGUAUCUCGCGACCUUCCUUCCAGGUUGAUGAUUAUCGUCCCUCUGAGAAGCCUUCUAGGACCUCCUACCGCGGUCUUGUUCUGUCAGCAGUAGGGUGUGGCCUUCUGGACGGGCCGCUAGACUUCCAGGUUGGUUACGACAACAGCCAACAGCCCCCCUCCAGGUUUCAAUUCUGGUUGUUCAAGGACAGGAAUAGACCUAGUGUCCGCGCUGAGCUCAGGAGUGUAACUCGUAGAGUACCCCUCCCAGUCUACGUCCUGCCUCACAUUACAAAAGAGGAGUUCCUGAGGGUACUGGAGAAGCUGACACCCCCUGUCCAGCUCGUAGAGGGGAUUUCCGCCGUUAUCGGAAGAACCUUCGAAGCCCGUGCAGAGAGCAUCCCGAGAUCUCGCGUGACCUCGACUUCCAGUCCUGUCCUGCCGGCUGGACAAUUGAUGAUGCAUAUUGGCCCGUGGAGGCUGCUAGCACUCCGGAAACCAUGGAUCGGCGACAGCUUGGCAAUGUUGCGUUCCCUCAAGAAGAGCGCCUGCCUUAGAGCCUGGAGAGCGCAACAGCGAACGCACUUCUGGAUGAUGCUCCUGCCCUAUGCGUCAGGGGGACCAAACGCCCCAGACCAACCGAGGACCGCAGCGGCCUCGGGACAUCAAAAUGAACCAAUCUGGACCGUCAAAGUCGGGAAGUCUCUCAUCUGA
Molecule: messenger RNA, 770 nt
Organism: Klebsormidium nitens
Lineage: Eukaryota; Viridiplantae; Streptophyta; Klebsormidiophyceae; Klebsormidiales; Klebsormidiaceae
Source: the annotation of a GenBank genome assembly